Messenger RNA from Bradysia coprophila, 2992 nucleotides. Its product is annotated as protein kinase shaggy-like. Gene Ontology annotation, biological process: negative regulation of canonical Wnt signaling pathway; cell differentiation; regulation of microtubule cytoskeleton organization. Gene Ontology annotation, molecular function: ATP binding; protein serine/threonine kinase activity. Gene Ontology annotation, cellular component: cytoplasm; cytosol; axon. The record is from RefSeq and is a predicted model, not a curated record. NCBI's taxonomy places the organism in Eukaryota, Metazoa, Arthropoda, Insecta, Diptera, Sciaridae.
UGUGGAUGAAUCUCUAAAGUGAUAGGCAAGAAGUAAUCAAUGGAAAAUUUUGGAUUUCAAAUCUAGAUUUUUAGGAUUUUACCGACAGGUUUUGUAAAAAAAAGUUUUCUUAAUUGUAUCGGUCAUUGUAAUGCUUUAAAAUUUUGCAUUAAAAAACUUGUAAAAUUUCUUGAAACGGUUUGACAUUAAAAUAGAUUUGGUAACACCGAUUCGGGAUGAUAACUUUCGCUAUUUCGAUUAAAAAUUACGUCAUUUUUUUCAACACAAAAAAAAGAUCCGUUUCACUGUGCACAAUAACUUUUAUCCUGACUGCUAAGUUACCGCAGGUGAAUUUUUAUAUGCAGAAAUUUGACAAAUAUAUUUUGUGAGUGAGUGUAAUAGAACCAAAUUCCGAAAAUGGUAGAAUAAUCGGGCAGUGUUUUGAUUUUGUUCUAUCACAAAAAUUAUUAGAAUUUUCGAAAUCUCAUUUGACAAUUUGAGAAAAAUCGCAUAUCCCAUUGAAACUGUUGAAAUAAAAUACUUAGUGGCACUCUUUGAAUGAAAAUUAAUUGAAAUAAAUUGAUUUUGUCAAUGCUGUUUUCGGAUUAUCAAAAUAGACGCUGUGACACGCUAAGACGUUUAUUUUUAGAAUUGCAUGCAGUACUCAGCGUUUGAAAUCAAUAACCGAACUAAAUUCAAAAUAUUCAAAAAUUCAUAAUGAAAUGUCAAGUCGAAAAAACACAACCGGUUCCAAUAAAUGGAAAAAUUGACAAAACAUUGGACCAGGGAUUCGAUGAGAAUGCAUCCAGCACAAGCAGCAGUUUUAAUACAUUGGAUUUAGCCAACAAUUUUGACAGUUUCAAUGACAGUGCAAUAUCUGAUCCCGAUCAAACGGAGAAAAAAGUGACCGUUCGAAAUCGAUUGAUAUCACUGGAAAGUGGUUUCGAGAGUUUUGGUAAAUCAAAAGUGUCCGGCUCUGAUUUAAGUGAAAUAAUUAACAACAAUAAUGAGUCGGAUGAUAUCAUAAGUGCAUUAAAAAGUGAGGAGAAUCGUCAAUAUUGUGAUAUUGGUAAAAGUGAUAAAACAAAAGAUAAAGUAAAGAAAAAUCGGACCACAACCGUUAAUAGUGUGCAGGAUAGCUAUUUAGAUCCGAAAUUAAUAAAUAAAUCGGAUGGACUACAAGAUGUGUUGUGCUACAUUGACGACAAUGGUAGUCCCCAGAUCAGAGAAAAAUAUAAGAAGAAAAAGAAGACAAAUAAGCAACCGAAGAAAAGAUUAACGUACGGUACAGAAGAAUGCAUUGACGCGUUCGCAAUAGAAGAAAAAACUCCGUCGUGCGUCAGCUUUUCGAAAAUAUGCAGACGACUGAAAAAUUCAUUUUAUAAAGAUGGCUCGAAAGUAACAACCGUAGUCGCAACUCCAGGACGAGGAUCAGAUAGAGUUCAGGAAGUAUCUUAUACGGAUACUAGGGUCAUUGGAAAUGGAAGUUUUGGUGUGGUCUUCCAGGCAAAACUAUGUGACACUGGCGAAUUGGUGGCAAUUAAAAAAGUUUUACAAGAUAGACGGUUUAAGAAUCGAGAACUACAAAUAAUGAGACGGCUGGAGCAUUGUAAUAUUGUCAGUCUAAAAUAUUUCUUCUAUUCGAGCGGGGAAAAGAAAGACGAGGUUUAUUUAAAUUUAAUGCUCGAGUUCAUACCAGAAACAGUUUACAAAGUGGCACGUCAAUACGCUAAAAGUAAACAAACGAUACCAAUCAAUUUCAUCAGGCUCUACAUGUAUCAGUUGUUUAGUAGUUUAGCCUACAUUCAUCAAUUGGGUAUAUGCCAUCGUGAUAUUAAACCACAGAAUUUGCUUUUGGAUCCGGAAACAGCCGUGCUGAAAUUAUGCGAUUUUGGUAGUGCUAAGCAAUUGCAUCCUGGUGAACCAAAUGUUUCCUAUAUUUGCUCUAGGUAUUAUCGAGCACCUGAAUUGAUUUUUGGUGCCAUCAAUUAUACGACGAAAAUUGAUGUUUGGAGUGCCGGUUGUGUUCUGGCUGAACUAUUACUCGGCCAACCAAUAUUUCCUGGUGAUUCUGGCGUAGAUCAGCUUGUUGAAAUAAUUAAAGUGUUGGGUACACCCACACGUGAACAAAUCAAAGAAAUGAAUCCUAACUACACUGAAUUUAAGUUUCCACAAAUCAAAAGCCACCCGUGGCAAAAGGUAUUUCGUGCGCGUACACCACCAGAAGCAAUUUUACUAGUCUCUAAACUUCUUGAAUACACACCCAGCGCAAGAAUGACACCACUACAAGCUUGUGCUCAUCCAUUUUUCAAUGAUUUAAGGGAGUGUAAUCAAAGACUUCCGAAUGGACGAGAACUGCCGCCAUUAGUUAAUUUUUCUGAUCAAGAACAUGCACGUGCGUUUAUCAACACUAACUUACAACCGCAAACAACAAACGAAACUGUAAUAAGUGGAGGCGGCGUUACUCCUCCAGGUACAUCACCUGCAGUCGCAGCUACAAGCACAUCUUCAGCACCGUCGACGGGUCAAGCAGCGAGUGGAUCAUCGAAUUCAGGUGGCAUCUCGUCGACUUCAGGUAUUGAUGCAAGCAGCACCAGUCAACCAGGUACUGCCAUACAGACAUCAACGUCGAUGGGUUAGCUAACAUCAAAUGUUAAUAACGAAAGUGUAAAUUUAGUGGUGAUGAAUGGUUAGUAUGUAAACUGAAUAUAAAUACAAAACAAAAUAAAAUAAAAAUAAAAUAAAAACGUAAAGAAUAGCAAAAAGAAAGAAUGGAAGGAAAGUAGAAAAACAAAAGAAAAGAAAUUUAGGACAAAUAUGAAUGUAUUAGAAAGAGAAAGUUAAGUAAUAAAACAAUUCGAAACAAAACAAAAUAGAUCAGAGCGAACCAAACAACAAAUUAUCAUAAAAUUUAAUAGAAAAUAUCUUCUAGUUAAGCAAACGUUUACUCAGACUCAAUGAUGAUACGCAUGAAAAAAGUAAUAUGCAUUAAUUGAAAUUAGAAAAAAAAAAA